Microplitis mediator is the source of this 924-nucleotide messenger RNA. Its product is annotated as speckle-type POZ protein-like. The transcript is spliced from 2 exons. The record is from RefSeq and is a predicted model, not a curated record. Bases 1 to 924 code for a protein of 307 amino acids. Gene Ontology annotation, molecular function: ubiquitin protein ligase binding. Gene Ontology annotation, cellular component: cytoplasm; nucleus. NCBI's taxonomy places the organism in Eukaryota, Metazoa, Arthropoda, Insecta, Hymenoptera, Braconidae. Gene Ontology annotation, biological process: proteasome-mediated ubiquitin-dependent protein catabolic process; regulation of proteolysis.
AUGGAAAGAAGUUAUACAACGGUAGAUGAACAUCAUAUAUUUUACGAGUGGUUGAUUGAUAAAAUAGAUACUUAUUAUAUUAGAGACGGUGAAACAAGUGAUUUUACUGUAAAUUCAUCAGAAUUCUCAACAGGAGCUAAAAUUAAAGAUAAAUGGUGUGUUCGUUCAAAUAUAUGCAAUAGAUCUACGUGUUCAUUACGUGGUACUGAUGGGUUGUCAUCAAUAGGAUUUUAUUUGGACUUUUUGAAUAAUACUGACGAGCUGGAUCCUUUGAUGAAGAAAAGAGAUGAAUAUUUUCCCAAUAAUACUUUAACAUUUUGCCUUAAUCUUACUGUGUAUGAUACUCCUGUUUCAACUUCCACAAAACUUGAAUUAAAUAUUCCAAUAAAUCAAAUGGCUCACGAUUACACAGAACUUUACAAUACUAAGAUGGGUAGUGAUGUUACCAUAAAUGUGCGUAACACAGAAUUCCGAGCUCAUAGAAGUAUUUUGAUGGCACGAAGUCCUGUUCUGGCUGCAAUGUUUUCUCAUGACAUGAUUGAAAAAAAAGAAAAUAAAAUAUCUAUACCAGACAUUACUCCAGAGAUCUUCGAAAAGCUCUUAAAGUAUAUCUACACUGAUGAAGUAAAUGAUCUGGAUGCGGAUGCUGAACGUUUAUUAGAAGCCGCAGACAAAUAUCAGCUACUGUCACUUAAAAAAAUGUGUCAAGUAUCUCUUAGUAAAACUUUAACUGUUAACAAUGCAUUGAAAAUAAUGACUUUAGCUGAUCUUCACAGCGCCAAACAUCUAUUGGAUUUUACAAAUAAGUUUAUGGCAUCAAAUAUCAAAAAGAUUGUCGAGACUCAAAACUUCAAAGAAUUCAAAAAACGAAAUCCUCCUUUAGCAUUCGAAUUAUUGGAAAAAUUUACAUUUCUCAACUUGUGA